AUGUUAGCUUUCUCGGUGCAGUCGGGGACCCACACACCACGAGAAGCUGUACUGACCCUGGUGUUACAUCAGCUCAGCAAGAUUGGACGAAGACCAUCAGGCUAUCCUCCAUGGCCUCCAACCUUGCGCUUGAUUGGUAAUCUCCGCCUCAUGCCCAAAGAGAAGGGUUAUGUCCGCCUCCAGAAGUGGGCUGAAGAGUAUGAACCCGCGUAUUGGUUGAUCCUUGGCACGAAAGUGAUGAUCGUUCUAUCGUCCGACAAGGCUAUUAAGGACCUGCUCGAAAAGCGGACCAACAUUUACUGUUUCCGCCCAGAUAUGUACUUAGGCCAGACCAAAGUCGUUCACAACAACCUAAACAUUGAAGCUGCUAGGACAUACGUACCCUACCAGAACCAGGACCUUGAGAACAAGGCCAUACCUAUGGGCCUGCUCGAGAUUCCAGAUCUUUUUUUGAUCAUAUCCUCGAACAAGCUGAUAUUAUUCUUGGGUUUCAAAAUAUUCUGCGAAAUGAAGGUAUUUAAGACCGUUGCCCUGCUUGAUGUAUUUUCAGUGCUUCGAAAGGUGCAUGACUGGGUGUCCCCAUGCACAAGCGGAUCAGUUCUUGAGGCUGGCUCCGACACAAUGGUCAAGCUACUUGUAAGAUUCGUCCAAGCUAUGAUUCUAUUCCCAGAAGUCGUCAAGGCUACACAGGAAGAAUUGGACAGGGUCUGUGGUGAUCACUUCCCCACUUUUGAUGGCGAAAUGAACCUACCGUACAUGGGCGGCUGUGUCAAAGAAAGCAUGCGUUGGAUGCCAACUGACACUCUUGGCGUCGCUUAUGGCAUUUGCGACGAAGAAUACAUGGGCUACAAGAGCCCAAAGGGGGCUGGUAUGGUGUGGAACGUAUGGGGAGUCCACAUGGAUCCAAAACGCCAAUCUGCGACGUUUUGA
Didymella exigua CBS 183.55 is the source of this 930-nucleotide messenger RNA. Its product is annotated as cytochrome P450. Lineage: Eukaryota; Fungi; Ascomycota; Dothideomycetes; Pleosporales; Didymellaceae. The transcript is spliced from 6 exons. Gene Ontology annotation, molecular function: monooxygenase activity; heme binding; oxidoreductase activity, acting on paired donors, with incorporation or reduction of molecular oxygen. The coding region runs from base 1 to 930 and encodes 309 amino acids. The record is from RefSeq and is a predicted model, not a curated record.